This is a messenger RNA of Debaryomyces tyrocola, 971 nucleotides long. NCBI's taxonomy places the organism in Eukaryota, Fungi, Ascomycota, Pichiomycetes, Serinales, Debaryomycetaceae. The record is from the annotation of a GenBank genome assembly.
AUGACAGUCGAAGAAUUACAUGACGAAGUUAGUGCCAUUGAUGCUAUAUACCCCGAUUCUACAUCGGAGGUUGCACCUCAGGUCUAUAAUUUAAAAAUCCCACAGCACGAUGAUUUGGAAAUUCAAAUUAGCUUCCUGGAGAACUACCCUGAUGAAAUGCCCACUGUUAUCCAGGUCCUUAAUAACAAUACGAGAAAAUAUACGGAUACAAGUUAUUUGGAAGCUCAGAUUAAGGAGACACUUUUGAGGAUAUUCCAUAAAGGGGAAGUCUGCAUUUUUGAAUUAUUCACGGAAUUAGAGGAUCUUUUUGAGAAGUACUUAAGUAGGGAAAACGAUAUACAGAAAGAUAUGGAUGAACUAAAAAUCUCUAGAAAUACAACUGAUGAGAAGGAGUUAGCAAAUAGUAAGAUUCCAACGAUAUGUCCUUCUGUGCAAGCAAAUUCUAAGACGGUUGGCAUAGAUCCUUUGAAAGGAUGGAUUCAAUCAGAUCCGAUAAUAGAUAGGGGAUCCACCUUCAUUGGAUAUGCGCGAAGGGUUGAUUCAGUUGAGGAAGCAGUAGAGUAUUUAGAACUUUUGGUGACGGAUAAGAAGAUUGCCAAAUCGGCUCACAAUAUAAGUAGUUGGAGAAUCAAGAAAGAUAAUGGAAUUCAAUACCAAGAUUGUGACGAUGAUGGCGAAACAGCUGCGGGAGGAAGGGUACUACAUUUAUUAACAGUAUGUAUUUUGUUCUAUUGCAUGUCUUGAGUGCAUGGCACGGCUUUCUAUUGUAUGAUAUACUAACGUUUAAUUAGAUGAUGGAUGCAUGGAAUGUAAUAGUGGUCGUAAGUAGGUGGUUUGGAGGUACCCACUUAGGACCCGAUAGAUUCAAGCAUAUUAACACAGCUGCUAGGGAUGCAGUUGUUAAAGGAGAAUUCGUCAAUCCUAAUGUACAGAGUAAUAAUGCAAAUAAUGGGAGGAAGAAGAAAAAAUGA